AUGAACGAAUCCGCUCCGAUUCCGUACAGGAAGGUCGAACACCACUCCGCAAUCUGCGCCCAAGUGCACGACGACUGGUACGAGCUCCUCGCCGGCGCAUUCAUCACCGAAACCAACACCCUACACCACAACGACACACUGCACGAACGCGUGCAAUACCACCACAAGUGGAUCGCGAUUGCCAGCAAGCACGUCGGCAGCAACGACAAACAGGUCGUUGGCCGAGCUUUUCGGAUCUUGAGGGACGUCUAUCCUGACAGCAGUUUACGUUGUCUUGCGCUCCAGAUCGCGACCGAUUCGCUGUCGAUGUGGAUUAAGCCUGGUCAUUAUCUGGAGAGGGCGGAGGAACAGGUGAGGAAGCAGAAGCUGUUUAUGAUAUAUCGGGAGAGGGAGGUGGAGAUGGGGCGGGGGGUGGAGCGGAGCGGCAUGCAGGGGUCGCUUUGGGCGGUGGAAUGA
Molecule: messenger RNA, 456 nt
Organism: Morchella sextelata
Lineage: Eukaryota; Fungi; Ascomycota; Pezizomycetes; Pezizales; Morchellaceae
Exons: 1
Coding region: 1-456 (151 amino acids)
Source: RefSeq, a predicted model, not a curated record